Zingiber officinale is the source of this 876-nucleotide messenger RNA. Its product is annotated as ethylene-responsive transcription factor RAP2-6-like. The coding region runs from base 43 to 642 and encodes 199 amino acids. Gene Ontology annotation, molecular function: DNA binding; DNA-binding transcription factor activity. Lineage: Eukaryota; Viridiplantae; Streptophyta; Magnoliopsida; Zingiberales; Zingiberaceae. Gene Ontology annotation, biological process: regulation of DNA-templated transcription; ethylene-activated signaling pathway. The transcript has 2 exons. The record is from RefSeq and is a predicted model, not a curated record.
ACCACCGCUUGAAAUCGCUUCGUGGCGUCGUCGACCGGCGCAAUGGCCGAGAAAGUGGCGCUCCUGAUGACGCAGGAGAUGUUGGUGUCGGAGAACUCGGCCAUGGUGACGACGCUGGCCCGCGUCAUUGCCGGCGAGCGCAGGCCUCCGCCUCUGCCGGUGUGCCUGCGUGAGUAUUCUUCUUUGCUGUCUCGGGACGGUGGCUGUGGUGGUGGCGACGGCGGGAGCGGGAUGAAGAGGGCGAGGGCGGCGCCGCCAACGCCUGGUGAGAGGGCGACGGGGUCGCAUGCCGUUGCAGAGACGGAGCAGCCGCAUUUACAGCAGCCGACGGCGGCGCCGGCGAAGUUCCGCGGAGUCCGGCAGCGGCGGUGGGGAAAGUGGGCGGCGGAGAUCCGCGACCCAAGCAAGGCGGCGCGCGUGUGGCUCGGCACCUUCGAGACGGCGGAGGAAGCGGCGCGCGCCUACGACCGGGCCGCCCUCCGCUUUCGCGGCAGCCGCGCCAAGCUCAACUUCCCCGAGCGAGCCGUCCUCCGCCGCCAAUCCUCUCUGCCGCCGGGUCCGGAGGCCUCCGGGGACUACUCGAGGCUGUCGCAGGUGGCGCCGCCAUUGGAUCAGUUCACCUACUUGAAUUGUGAUCCUUAGGCUGCGCUUCCGACGACUUCCUCCGGUGCUGCGGCGGAAUGGCUGGGACGUAAAAUCAUAAAUUUGUAGAAUAAGCUUUAUGCUCCCAGUAAACACAACAUCAUGACCUAUCGCAGCUUCGCCACUACUUAGGCUACGUUUGAUAGAAUAUAAUCUCUCUUGUAAUAUAAUCAAGAUUAUAUUACAAAACUAAUUAUUUUAUUUAUUUUAACUUUAAACCUAUAAUGUAUUGUA